CCCUCCUGUGUGGUGGCUUUCCGACCAAAAGCUCCUCAGACGUGAACAGUUUCGCUGAGGAGCACUUUACUCCCCCUCAGCCCUUCCCCCCCGCUGCUUCCCCCCCUCCUUGGAAAAACAUCCAGGCGGACAGCAGAGGCGUCACUUUCUGCAUAGCGACCUGAGUGAGAGGAGUUGAGGUGUCGGAUAAUCAGGUCUCCAGUCGUCCUUCACCCGGAUCUCUGUCAGCGAUGGAGACUCGGGUUGGCACCCGCCCAGGCUCUCGCGUCUCUCUGGGUCUCUGGCUGCUGAUCACCGCUCAUGCUCUCCAACACGCCAGGGCGGAGAUAAGUUGCGGAUCUUGCCCGUCGCCUGUUCAACUUCACCGGGAGGAGCUGCAGCUGGCGCCGGGGUUGCGCUCCGACCCCGCGGAGGAGGCGGUUGCGGUCAGGGAAGCCCGGGUUACCGGUCGGGAAUCUGGGAUGCUUGCUACUUCUGGCCCUAAUUUUAGUUUGGAUGAAGUUAAACCAGCCGGUUCUGAGUCUGGGGUGGCUGAGGAUGCUGCGCCCUGGAGAGCCAAGAGGAGCGCUCCAGACUUCAUCGAGUUCAGCGACAGCGACUGGACCGGCCGGACCGCGCAGCUGGAUAGCCACAAAGCGGGCCGGUCGGAAUUCGGGUGGAACAGGCAGGAUGAGAGAGGGAAUACCCGGCAGGAUGAGCCCAGGCUCAACAGCAGCACCUUCGCUCUCACUGGGGACUCUGCGCACAACCACGCCGUGGUCUACUGGACCGGACAAAACAGCAGCGUCAUCCUUAUUCUUACCAAACUCUAUGACUUUCACAUCGGCAGCGUCACGGAGAGCACUCUCUGGAGAUCCACAGAUUACGGAUCAACAUACGAGAGAAUGAACGACAAAAUCGGGUCCAAGGCCGUCCUCAGUUACCUUUACGUUUGCCCAACCAAUAAAAGGAAGAUUAUGGUUCUGACUGAUCCGGAGUUUGAGAGCAGCGUGCUCAUCAGCACUGAUGAGGGAGCCAGUUUCCAGAAGUACCGCCUCUCCUUCUUCGUCCUGAGCCUUUUAUUCCACCCCACAGAGGAGGACUGGGCCUUGGCCUACAGCCACGACCAGAAGUUGUACAGCUCAGUCGACUUUGGAAGGAAGUGGAUGCUCAUCCACGAACACGUCACCCCGAACAGAUUCUACUGGUCUGUUUCUGGACUGGACAAAGAACCAGACCUGGUUCACAUGGAGGCUCACACUCCGGAUGGAAAUGUGCAGUAUGUCACAUGCAGAGCUCAGAUGUGCUCUGAAGCCAACCGGAAUUAUCCAUUCCCGGGAUACAUCGACAUCAGCUCUCUGGUGGUUCAAGAUGACUACAUUUUCAUACAGGUUCCCACCUCCGGACGAGCGACUUACUACGUCUCCUACAAGAGAGAAGCUUUCAUACAAAUCAAACUGCCAAAAUACUCCCUGCCUAAGGAUUUACACAUCGUCAGCACUGAUGGGAAGCAGGUCUUUGCAGCAGUGCAGGAGUGGAACCAAAACGACACCUACAAUCUCUACCUGUCUGACACCCGAGGGAUCUUCUUCACCUUGGCCAUGGAAAAUGUCAAGACAACCAGGGGCAUCGCUGGGAACCAGAUGUUGGACCUCUAUGAGGUGGCUGGAAUCAAAGGAAUGCUAAUCGCAAACAAGAAGCAGGACAACCAGGUGAAGACCUACAUCACCUACAACAAGGGCCGAGACUGGAGGCUCCUUCAGGCGCCGACUGCAGACCUGGAGGGAAACAACAUCCACUGCAUUCUGCCAUCUUGUUCCCUUCAUCUCCAACUGCAACUGUCAGAGAACCCUUACGUGUCGGGAACGAUCUCCACCAAGAGCUCUGCUCCGGGGAUCAUCGUUGCCACAGGAAAUAUUGGAGCAGAGCUGUCUUAUAACAACGUUGGCAUGUUCGUUUCAUCGGAUGCAGGCAACAACUGGAGACCGAUUUUUGAAGAAGAGCAUAAUAUCUGGUUUCUGGAUAAAGGAGGCGCCCUCGUUGCGGUGAAGCAGCCGUCUGUGCCAACCAAACAUCUCUGGGUCAGCUUUGAUGAAGGGAGGCAGUGGACCCAGCACAGCUUCUCCUCGGCGCUGCUGUUUGUGGACGGCGUGUUGGUGGAGGCCGGAGCGGAGAACCAGAUCAUGACCUUCUUUGGACAUUUCAGCCACCGCUCUGAGUGGCAGCUCAUCAAGAUAGACUACAAAUCCAUCUUCAGCAGGAAGUGCACCGAGGAAGACUACCAAACCUGGCACCUGCACAACAAGGGCGAGCCGUGUGUAAUGGGUCAGAAGCAGAUUUACAUGAAACGCCGGCCUGGAAACUACUGCAUGCUGGGAAGGGACUACUCCAGAAUCCUCUCAGCUGAAUCCUGUAUUUGCCGAGCUCAUGAUUUUGAAUGUGAUUAUGGAUAUGAGCGGCGAAACGACGGGAACUGCCGGCCGGCCUUCUGGUUCAAUCCGUCCUCUGUGUCCAGAAGCUGCAGCCAGGGUCAGAACUACUUCAACAGUACAGGGUACCGUAAAGUGGUGCUGAACAACUGCACCAAGGGCGUUAAGGAGAUGUACACGGCCAGGAAGCAGCAGUGCCCCAACAGGCCCCCGAAAGGACUCAGCCUGGCCACCAAAGACGGGAAAGUCACCGCCAACAUGGGCAGCAACGUCACCUUUGUGGUGCACCUGGACGAGGGAGACUCUUUGAGGACGAACAUCCAGCUGGACUUUGGCGAUGGCACAGCGGUCUCCUACUCCAACCUGAGCUGGACGGAGGAGGGCAUCAAACACGUCUACAAGUCAGCGGGAAUAUUCCGAGUCACGGCGCUGGCAGAGAACACGCUGGGCUCCGACACCACGACGUUGUACCUGCAUGUCACAUGUCCGGUGGAGCACGUCCAGCUCCUUGCUCCCUUCGUGGUGAUCAGAAACAAGGAAGUGAACAUCACAGCGGUGGUCCUGCCCAGCCAAUCACGCACUGUCACCUACUUCUGGUGGCUUGGCAACAACACGGAGCCGGUGAUAACUUUGGAUGGAAGUGUCUCAUACACCUUCAGGAGUGAAGGGAUGCACAGCAUCACGGUUCAAGUGGCGGCAGCUAACGGCAUCCUGCAGGACACCAAGAGCAUCGCGGUCAAAGAAUUCUUCAAAUCUCUGCUUUUAUCUUUCUCCCCGAACUUGGACGAGUUCAACCCCGACAUACCCGAGUGGAGGCAGGAUGUGGGGAGAGUAAUUAAGAAGGCUCUGCUACAAGUGUCGGACUUCCCAGAGGAUCAGCUCUUGGUCGCCGUUUUUCCAGGAGUUCCAACAGCUGCAGAACUCUUUCUGUUACCCAACAAGAACCAAUCCGAGGGGAAGAAAAAGAGUGAGGAAGAGCUAGAGAAGGCGUCCAGCGUCAUCGUAAGCGCACUGAACCAAAACCUUGUGGAGUUUGAGCUGAAGCCUGGCGUCAGAGUCAUCGUCUACAACACGCAGUUAACGCUGGCGCCGCUGGUGGACUCCAGUCCCAGACACAGCAGCUCUGCGAUGCUCAUGCUCCUCUCUGUGGUGUUCCUGGGCCUCGCCGUCUUCCUCAUCUACAAGUUUAAGAGAAAAAUACCUUGGAUCAACAUAUACGCUGAGGUGAACCAGGAGAAGGAGCAGGAGAUGAUUGGCUCGGUCGGUCAGGGCGACAGCACGCCGAAAAUCACUCUGAGCGAGUUCACAGCAUCCAAAGAGCUCAUGGAGAAGGAACUGGAUGCCCGGGUCAAGAGAGGAGUCGGAAACGCCUGCGAGAGCACAAGGGAGAUUCCAAACUGUACCAGCGUGUAAAAGCUGAAGUUUGUGUACAGAGCGAGUGUCACAGUGUCCGGGGUUCUUCUCCAUUUCUGUUUUGUAAUUCUAAACACAACUGAUGUUAAUAGUUUUUCUAAAAGGCCUCAUUUAUACAGACUUGCAUGGAUGUCUCGUUGGGCAACAUCCAGUGCAGCGAUGGAAUCUCUGCAACGACGACGAGACUUUUGGGUUUCCGUGGAUGUAAACGCUCCAUUCAUUUGCUGAGGGAAUUAUCUUUUGUGGAUGAGUUCUGUACGUUUCCUGAGAUGUUUGCUUUGAAAAUCAUUUCUGCCUAAAUGUAGACUAUAUUGUCAGUCUUCAAUCAAACAGGGAAUAUUACUGAAAUGUAAAGUAUUAUCUUUUAUUCUGUUACAUGUAAAUAUAUUUCUACAUGCUCGUAGUCUCAUGGCGACGGCGUUAGAUCUGACGGCGGUCUGUUUUUGAAGGUGUUUAAAACGUCAGACAUCGCUUACGGAGAAACAUUUUGCUUUGCUGACGUCCUUGACUUGUGCAUGUUCCUACUGAGGACACGGUUUCUGUGUUGUAGAUAAGCAAGUGUUGUAAAUAGUUCUUUUCUAAACAUUCGUCAAAGCCCAGUCGGUUCUGGCCAGGUUCUGUUCUGCUCUCAUCCUCUUCGGUUGCUGUUGAAACGGGUCGAUCUGCUAAUGUUCAG
Messenger RNA from Xiphophorus maculatus (southern platyfish), 4497 nucleotides. It is a transcript of the gene sorcs3a, whose product is annotated as VPS10 domain-containing receptor SorCS3-like. Gene Ontology annotation, molecular function: protein binding. Gene Ontology annotation, cellular component: membrane. The transcript has 27 exons. Bases 231 to 3821 code for a protein of 1196 amino acids. NCBI's taxonomy places the organism in Eukaryota, Metazoa, Chordata, Actinopteri, Cyprinodontiformes, Poeciliidae. The record is from RefSeq and is a predicted model, not a curated record.